Messenger RNA from Dictyostelium discoideum AX4, 963 nucleotides. RefSeq lists its product as hypothetical. Bases 1 to 963 code for a protein of 320 amino acids. Gene Ontology annotation, molecular function: carbohydrate binding. The record is from RefSeq and is a predicted model, not a curated record. The transcript has 2 exons. Lineage: Eukaryota; Evosea; Eumycetozoa; Dictyosteliales; Dictyosteliaceae.
AUGAAAUUAAUUAUCUCAUUAUUAAUUCUCAUUUGUACAUUAAAAUUAUCAUUUGGAUGUGAAGGUGACUUCAAUCCAACCACUGCCAAUAUUGGUCAAUGUUCAGCAAGUCAAACCGUUGGUUGGGUACCAGCUGCACCAGAGUAUGGAACUGAGACAUUAAAAGUUUGGACUCCAGAAGAAUUAAGCCCAGAAGAAAGAGAUAUGCAUGAACAUCGUAUGGCCUACAUUUUAGCAAUCUCAAAACAAACCAGAAGAAAAUUUGUCACCUCCAUCUAUGCUCAAAAUGGUACUCUUUUAUGCCAUGGUGUUAAUACUGGUAAACCAAAUUUAAUGACUCAUGGUGAAGUUGCUGCAAUUAACAAUUGUACAUCAUUAUAUAACAUAAGUUCAUACACUAAUAUGACUCUCUACACAACUGGUGAACCCUGCGCGAUGUGCUUAAUUGUUGUUUGGGGUACUUGGAAUUCUGAUCUUAUGUGUAAAGUUUGUAUGGGUCAAAUUCCAAUGGAUUCAAACUAUAUUUUCUCACGUUACUAUGGUGUUAGAGCAACUCCACCAACUUUAAUUGGUGGUAUUCUUCGUAAUGAAACUGAUGCUUGGUUCACACCAUAUUGUAAUAACCCAGCUUCACCAUACUAUGUUAAACCAAAAUGUGCAUGUUACAACUCAACUUCACCAUUGGUAAUUAAUCAAGUCUCUUCCUCUACUUGGUAUGAAGGCCCAAACAACACCAAAUACAGUCAAUUCGAUGGUAAAAUCUUAAACAAUGCUAAUUACGCUGUUAACAAUCCAACUUUCACAUCCUCACCAUCAGGUGUUAAACCACGUACUAUUUGGGGUUUAAAGAAUGAAGGUGGUGAUAUUUGGUCAUUAUCAUAUUACCCAGUCAUUAGCGGAAAUGGUGGAGCUUUCCCAUUUGGUUAUAUUAGCACUCAAGAAAUUACCUUUAAAGCUAAUUAA